Messenger RNA from Aedes albopictus (Asian tiger mosquito), 939 nucleotides. RefSeq names its product AFG3-like protein 2. Lineage: Eukaryota; Metazoa; Arthropoda; Insecta; Diptera; Culicidae. The record is from RefSeq and is a predicted model, not a curated record. Bases 209 to 907 code for a protein of 232 amino acids. The transcript is spliced from 3 exons.
GCUGAUACUGACGUUUCACACGGUGGAAAAAAUUUUCAUCAUCCCGCACCGCAAGAGUGAUUUUUGGAAAAUAAUCGAAAAGUGAUUGUUGUGUAAUAAACUCCCCCGGAAUAUGAGCAUUGGCCGCUGCGGAACGCCGAAUGCAAACGAAUGAUUCGCAGUGCAGACAAUUGUUGCGGAACGGAUUAAGAAAGAAGAACGCACCGAAAUGGCCUACCGCCUGCUUACGACGGCUCGAAAGCUAGAAUCGACUCUGGCUGGCCUUGGUCGACAACAUCGCACCGUCAACACGACCGAUUGCGACCAGAUAAUUCGCAGUUUAAGUUACCUACAAUCGAGUAAAAACAAGGUGUGGAAUGAGUUCCUACACAGGAUUCAACUGUUCUGUGAAAAAACUCCCAAGGGAUUCGAAAAAUACUACAAACCUCCUGGCAGCACCAAGAAAGGUGCUGCUGCCGAAGAGGCUCAAGAAGUCGCUUCCAAGGAUGCCAAGUCAGCGUCCUCGUCGCCAUCUGGGAAGAACGCUCCCGGUCAGCAGCCGCAGCAACCACCGAAAAAUGACUGGAAUUUGGGAAUGUUUGGUCCGCAGCCGGCCCGGGGCAAGGGAGGUAGUGGUGGAUCCGGAGGAACCGGUGGCAGUGGUCGCCCCAUCGGAGGUGAAGGCGGAGAGAAGGAGAAAAUGAUGGUCUUUGGGGCGCUGGCCGGGGUGGCGUUGAUUUCCGCAAUUGCGUAUUUCGAGAUGGGAUACAAGGAGAUUGCGUGGAAGGAGUUUGUGAAUAACUAUCUUGCUCGAGGAAUCGUGGACAAAUUGGAGGUGGUCAAUAAGAAGUGGGUUCGUGUUCGAUUGACGGCGGGAAAUUCCUCCGACUCGGUAAGUGCUCCAUUCAAUGUAUGCCGUCGUAAUUAGAAAUAUCUCGUUUGUUGAAGUACCCUCUCAGA